AGUGGCAUUGGCAGACUGUCAAUCCCUCACCAAAGCGGCCAUCAAACAACAUAAAACACACACAGUCACUGAGCUGCUGGGCUCAUAAAUUCCAGCUGGCGGAUAUUUUUGCACAUUGCUUUGCAGAGAGUGUGUAAUUAAUUUUUUUCUUCUCCCCCUUUUUUUAAAAAAAACCCAACAUCCGCUCUUUUCUUUUGCACAAGUUGAAACUUUUUUGCUGCUAUUUUAUCUAUCCGUUGCACAGACAAGACAGACAUUGGGAUCGUUUGUUAUGUAUGUGUGUGUGUUUUUUUCCGAGACGGGGAAAGGACAAUCAGUUUUCCCUCCCACCGGCUGCAUUUUCUUGUCUACUUUUUCUUGUCUUUUUUUUUAAUGUUGCAAUUAGGCGCUGGGGGUGUCUGCUUGGUUUAUUGUGAUUUUUAAAAUCCCCUACCGUGUGUCACACUCGUAACUUUAAGGAUUUGAAAGAAAUAAUAAAGCCUUUGGGUGAAGAUUUGUACCAAAGGAAAGAAAACUUCAGACACCUUAUCAAGGCCGUUUAUCCGAACCACAAAUAUUGUGAUGAAAGAAGAUUGUAACUAAAGAAGAGAGUGAUUUACUGCUCUGGAAAGCAGAAGAGAGAGUGGAAUAAACAACGGAGAUCCGGUCAAAUAUCAAACACUGAUCCCCCCUUCUCUCAGGAGCAGGAACUGAAAUUCAUUACAAGAACAAGAGAUUUACUUGCAUUUUCUCUCUCCCCCCCCCCAAUCUUCCAAGCACAAAACCACCUUAUCGUGAAGCGCUUCUUUCCCCCCCUCCCUCCUCCUUCGCCUCCUCCUUCUCCGGCGUGCCGUUUCUUCUUCUGCUGCCUCCGUUGCCGCCUCUCCAAGUGCAUUGAUUGGGCUGCGGUAGGAGGCAUGGAUGAGCAGUCCAGGAUGUUGCAGACUCUCGCCGGCGUGAACCUGGCUGGCCACUCGGUACAGGGGGGCAUGGCUCUGCCUCCUCCCCACGGACACGAAGGGGCCGACGGCGAUGGCCGCAAGCAAGACAUAGGAGACAUCCUCCACCAGAUUAUGACCAUCACGGACCAGAGCUUGGAUGAGGCGCAAGCAAAAAAGCAUGCACUGAACUGCCACAGAAUGAAGCCUGCUUUGUUCAGUGUCCUCUGUGAAAUCAAAGAGAAAACAGGUCUCAGCAUCCGAGGAGCUCAAGAGGAAGACCCUCCUGACCCCCAGCUAAUGAGAUUGGACAAUAUGCUUCUGGCAGAAGGGGUUUCAGGUCCUGAGAAAGGUGGAGGAUCAGCGGCGGCGGCGGCAGCAGCAGCAGCUUCUGGUGGAUCUUCGGAUAACUCUAUUGAACAUUCAGAUUACAGGGCCAAAUUGACCCAGAUCAGACAGAUCUAUCACACGGAGCUGGAGAAAUAUGAACAGGCUUGUAAUGAAUUUACCACACACGUGAUGAACCUUCUUCGAGAGCAAAGUCGGACACGCCCCAUUUCUCCAAAGGAAAUAGAGAGGAUGGUAGGCAUCAUCCAUCGGAAGUUCAGCUCCAUCCAGAUGCAGCUUAAACAAAGCACUUGUGAAGCUGUCAUGAUAUUGAGAUCACGGUUCCUUGAUGCCAGGCGGAAAAGGCGUAACUUCAGUAAACAAGCCACAGAAAUCUUGAACGAGUAUUUUUACUCUCACCUCAGCAAUCCCUACCCCAGUGAAGAAGCCAAAGAAGAGCUGGCAAAGAAAUGCAGCAUUACAGUAUCACAGGUAUCCAACUGGUUUGGCAACAAGAGAAUCAGGUACAAGAAGAACAUAGGGAAAUUUCAGGAAGAAGCCAACCUUUAUGCAGCAAAAACAGCAGUGACAGCUGCGCAUGCUGUGGCGGCAGCUGUCCAAAACAACCAGACAAAUUCACCCACCACACCAAAUUCUGGUUCUUCAGGUUCUUUUAACCUCCCUAAUUCUGGGGACAUGUUCAUGAACAUGCAGAGUCUGAAUGGGGAUUCUUACCAGGGGUCCCAAGUCGGAGCCAAUGUGCAAUCACAGGUGGAUACACUGCGUCAUGUUAUCAAUCAGACGGGAGGAUACAGUGAUGGCUUGGGAGGAAAUUCGCUGUACAGUCCACAUAAUUUAAAUGCAAAUGGAGGCUGGCAGGACGCAACCACUCCAUCUUCUGUGACCUCCCCAACAGAAGGCCCGGGCAGUGUGCACUCUGAUACCUCUAACUAAUCUCCUCACAACACUUUUCGUUCACCCUGAGCUGAGAUGCCUUCCUGUAGGUGCAUUCAGAAUCCCAGAAGGAAAAGAAGACCUAGCAAGGAAAUGUUAUUGCUUUUUGUAGCCAACCACUGUUGGCUUUACUGUAAAACCUUGUCAUUUCCAGAGAACUCGAUAAAUGUGUUGUGUGUGGGUUUUUUUUUUAAGGUAUCUUAAAUCAUUUGUAUAUGUACCUAAAAUAUCACAAAGAUGCGCACAUUCACACCAUGAAAAUAAAAACAACAACAGCAACCACCAAGCACUUUAUCCAACUAGGCCAAGAUUUAGCAUUGUUUGUAACCCUGUAACUAUUUUGCAAAAAUAAUUUAUUAUCAACUUUCUCCCCUCCCCCCCAAAGGAUGGCCUACCAGUUGCUAGCCUCUUGGCCUUAAGGGUAAUAAGUAAGAACUGUUCUUAAGAUUAACCUCAAGCAGCAGAACCAGGCUGUGGGUAACCUCACCUAAACCUAACUUCCAGUGAGAGCUGGAGUGGAAAUUCAGAUGCUGAUUGUGUCCAAUCUUCCUUUCUUUUUCUUCAUAUCUCUUCUAGAGUGGAGAUACGUUUUGCUCAGUCACCCUUAUUUCAAAGGCAGUUGUGUAAUUGGGGUUUUAUUUUGUUUGCUUCUGAAGCUUCCAUCAUCAUUUCUUAGCUUUUGUUGGGAUCCACUGUUAGCAAAGUAGCUUAGAAUGCUGAUUCUUUUUAACCCUUCUUUAACGUCCACUAUGGUGCAAAGCCUCUCCAUAUGUUGGUCAUCAGCAGGCACAGAUGAUCCACAGGAGAUGGAGAUGCUCGCUGCUCAAUUUUUUUGCAAAAAGCAAAGCCACUGGGUUGUACAGUAUGAGCCGGGUGCUGAGCGCAUCUGCCCCGGGUUUUGCCACUGUUCCUCAGUGGCAGCAAAGAGGCCAAACGGGCACCAUUCUCCUGAGUGUUGUAUAUAGUGUAGCAAAAGAGUAUUUAUACAUUUCACCAAUCAAAACACAGCUUUAUUACCUCAUGCGAACUCAUACGAACCAAUAGAAACAUGUUCUUUAGCUUAGAGUGCUCACUACUACCUCUAAACAAUACUCACGCUGUAGUUCGUCUCCUUUUUUAAAAUGAUUUUUCCUAUAUCAAUUCCCCCUUGCAUCUUGUAAUUAACUCUUUGUUUCCCUUCAUUAAAUGUAAUGUACAUUGUAAUCUUUUAAAUAAUAAUAACAACAACAUUUUUUAAAAUCCAGGUUGCGUUGGCAACUUUCAAAAACAAUUAAAAAUAGAGAGAAAAAGCUUUGAAGUGGAAACAUUGGGUCUUUACAUUUGACACAGAACAGUAAAACUGUUUGUAAAUACAGAGAAACAUUUUGAAUGUUCUUCAUCUUGUUACUAUACUAAUUCACGCAAAAGAAAAAGAGAAAAAAAACAAAUAAUGGAUUGUAAAGCAGACAGGUUUCAGUAUUCAGUACUGUAUAUUUCACCCUGUAUUAUUGGGGGCAGGGGGGUGGGUUGGGUGCUCUUUCUUUUCUUUUUCUUUUUCUUCUCUCUUUUGUAUGGUAUGCGAUUCUGAAACUGAUCGACUCAAUGAAAAAAAUAAUAAUUUGUGGCAGUGAUUCUAAUGUAUUAAACCGUUUCGUGUUACUUUCUAACUGGAUUACACCCUGAAUUGAAGAGUCUUCCUUGUGGUAGUUCUAUGUAGUUUCGAACCAUGAAUAAACUUUUUGCUUUCAUGACUGAAAA
Messenger RNA from Podarcis raffonei (Aeolian wall lizard), 3935 nucleotides. It is a transcript of the gene PBX3, whose product is annotated as PBX homeobox 3. Gene Ontology annotation, cellular component: nucleus. The transcript is spliced from 10 exons. Gene Ontology annotation, molecular function: RNA polymerase II cis-regulatory region sequence-specific DNA binding; DNA-binding transcription factor activity, RNA polymerase II-specific. The coding region runs from base 897 to 2198 and encodes 433 amino acids. The record is from RefSeq and is a predicted model, not a curated record. NCBI's taxonomy places the organism in Eukaryota, Metazoa, Chordata, Lepidosauria, Squamata, Lacertidae. Gene Ontology annotation, biological process: eye development; regulation of transcription by RNA polymerase II; embryonic organ development.